UUGGGAUAGUUGGCCCAGCAAUUGAAAGUACGUUGUCUUGGUUCAGGUUAGUCCUUGUCGGUCAGAAAUAUUCUGUUGUUCCAAACGGAUAUCAGCACGCGCCGUGCUUGGUGCCUGUUACCGCUUCGGGAGUGACCUAUUAGUGGAAUAAUCGCUUUUGACAUCGGCUUAGCCUAGGCACCAAAAUACAACAUCAUAUUCUUCUUCACCAAGGUAAACACGGCGAUAUGCAGGACAGCGACUCUCGGAACAGCGGAGCGGGGACGAGGGGCGGCCGGCAGGGCAGAGUGUUUAAAGACUACAAGAGGAUCAAGUUGUCUCCCAAAGUGUGGCAGGACUGGCGCGCCAGACAGGAGCAGCUGGGCUUCACCACGGCGAACGAGCUGGCCAAAUAUCUCCUGUCUCUCAGUACCGAUCAUGUCAGGAAGGUAGAGGGCGCUGGAGACACAGCUGGCAACACGGAGACGUCUGCGUCAACAACAAGCUGGCUUGGCCAGCUGUCGACACCGCAGGGCAGGACUCCCGUCUUGACCGGCGGACCGUACAGUGACCUGUCCCCGACCUGACCACGGCGGGCACCCGGUCCAGGGCGACCUCAUCGAAGUGAUGCAGAUUGCGUCUUAUUUCAUCUAAAUGAUAUAGAUAUGUUUAUAGAAAUGGUUGUAGAAAAUAUGUGUUUCGCUCUUUUGUAACACAAUCUCUGGGACCUUACAUUAUGGUUGUCAUGUCACCUUAUUUUGUGCGCUACUGCAUGUACAUUUAUGGUAUCGUGCGGUAUAAUAAUUAACAACAGAACCUUUUAGAAAGAUUCCGAGGAAGGAAGAUUGAACUGUUGAUGUGAGGAAAACGUGGCAAGGCAGAGACAAUGACACAGGCGCACUAAUAGAUGACAGUUUUGUUGUCAUGACAUUAUUUUGUCUUUUUUUAUCUCUCGGGAAUAAAUGUAUAGUGAUAAGAAUUAUGACGCUAUGGGGCUCACGAUGGUGUUGAUAAGUAUUAAAGAUGUCGCUUGUUUUUGUA
Messenger RNA from Branchiostoma belcheri (Belcher's lancelet), 1020 nucleotides. RefSeq lists its product as uncharacterized. The record is from RefSeq and is a predicted model, not a curated record. The transcript has 3 exons. NCBI's taxonomy places the organism in Eukaryota, Metazoa, Chordata, Leptocardii, Amphioxiformes, Branchiostomatidae. Bases 228 to 566 code for a protein of 112 amino acids.